Larimichthys crocea (large yellow croaker) is the source of this 5832-nucleotide messenger RNA. RefSeq names its product poly [ADP-ribose] polymerase 14-like. Gene Ontology annotation, molecular function: NAD+ poly-ADP-ribosyltransferase activity; transcription corepressor activity. Lineage: Eukaryota; Metazoa; Chordata; Actinopteri; Sciaenidae. The coding region runs from base 135 to 4973 and encodes 1612 amino acids. The transcript has 15 exons. The record is from RefSeq and is a predicted model, not a curated record. Gene Ontology annotation, biological process: protein poly-ADP-ribosylation; negative regulation of gene expression. Gene Ontology annotation, cellular component: cytoplasm; nucleus.
CGCACCCCUCGUCUUUCCUGUACGUCUUGUUGAACGUUGAACCUUGUCUUCAGUGCAGAGAGCGCCCCUGUCCGACCCGAGCCUGACGCAGGUCCGUCUCUCACCUGUUCAGGCCUGCGCUGCCUCAUUUUGACAUGAUGGAGUACCCCGUUUUCUUCGAGUGUCCCGGCUUGAAUGAAGAGCAAAAGAAGAGGAUAGAAAAAUAUUUCCACAUUCAGCGCAAAUCAGGAGGAGGAGACUGCGGCUCACUCACAGAAACACACGAUAAAGUUUACAGGAUUGCAUUCAAAGACCGAGACGCUCAGCAAAGAGUCCUGCAGAGAUCUGAACAUGUGGUGGAGCUUGCAGGUAGUCCUCUGGUGCUGACCGUGCGAGACAGCCCAGAACCUACAAGCAAAUCAAUUAGUCCAAAGGUGGACUUGACUUCAUCACAGGGACAGCAGUCCACUCUUGCUUCAAGCCCACUGACUAGUGGUGAAGACUAUGAACUACAACUUGAUCCUUACCUCCUUCGUUACUUCAAGGAAUGUCCCAAGGCUGAGGAAGAACUAGAGAAAGGACUCACCUCUUUGGCCUGCUCUGCCAAGAUUAACCAAGAGGAGGGGAGGAUUUUAGUCAGGAGUUUAGCUCAAACUGGUGCUGUCGAUGAAGUUAGAAAUUGGAAAGCCGAGGUAGACAAACUUUUUGAAGGCUACCAGUGCCACUAUGAGGUGGAUCCUCACAAAGUUAAAGCUGUGCUUCAGUCCUGCAGCUCUUCUCAGACCGCAGAUGAGGUGAAGGUGUACAGCGAGGUUGGCAUGGCUGUUGUUGUUGGGAAAUGUUCUCAGGUGACGGCCAGGGUGAUGGAUAUAAUGGGCUUGCAUGAGAGUAUGAAACGAGGGUCACGUUUAAGUCAGAAGCAAACCAGAACUCGUAGACUAGGCGAAGCCAAGCUCCGUCUUCUCUGGGAAGAGAUUGAGCACAGUUUGGGACGAGAUUUUCCAGGAGUGAAGGUCACGCAGAGAGAUGCAGGUCAGUUAGCUUUGGAAGGUCCUGUGGAGGACAUUCUAAAGGCUGGAGAUUGGAUCUCGCAUAAGGAGAAUUUGGUAUUUGAAAGGAAAGUAUCGGACAUGAGCCCACAUUUUCUGGCCUUCCUAAGGAAGGCUUACGGAGAUCCAGCAGUGCUGAGUAACUUUUUAGCCGUUGGUGAAAAGGUGGAGGUAGAGUUACGAGACACAGAGUUACGUUUCUUCAGCCUCUCUGCUGAUAAAUUGGAUGACGCAGAAAAAAAAAUGAAACAAAAAUUCAAGGAGGUCAAGAUUGAUGUUCCUAACUGCUUUGUUGUGCCACAGGAGCUUCAAGAAAAGCUCAAGUUCAAGACAAAUGAGAUGAACCAAGGGCAGUAUAGGGCUCAGGUUGUGUUUGGCUCAGACAGCGUGGUGUGCUUGCUGGGCCACACCAAAGAAGUUGAAGAACUGAGUGAAGCUGUCACACAGUUUAUUUUGGAUCAGUCAUGCGUAGAAGGCAAAGUCAAUCUUCCUUUCCCAGAGUUAGUACAACUCUUACCAGAACUUAUGCAGCUACAUAAGUUUGACUGUUCAGGGGUUACCUUCCAUCCUUUAACAUCUUCCUCUGGCCCCAUGGUGUUGCUACAAGGUCCAUCUAGUGAUGUGACUGCAGUCAGGAACAGGCUGGGUCCAUUUCUGGACUCUCUUGUUAAGGACAGAAUCACCAUUGACCAGCCCGGGGCGGUAAGGUACUUCGUAAGUCCCUCUGGAAGAGAGAACAUUUUACGUGUUGCUCAGUCUCAAAGGUGUCUCAUAUGGCUUCAAGAACAACCUCAUGCUACUAGUCAGAAUUUGGCAUCUGGUGAAAGAUUGGGCGGAGGAGUGAUAACAGUUGCUAACUACAGCCUUCGUGGUGGGCUCCAGGUGUUUGUGUCUCAGGGUGACAUUACCAAACAAGAUGCAGAUGCCCUGGUCAAUGCUGCCAAUGAGGAUCUGAUGCAUGGUGGAGGUGUUGCUGCUGCACUGAGUAAAGCAGGUGGUCCUGACGUACAGAAGGAGAGCAAUGCUAUAGUAAGGCAAACUGGAAAAGUCCCUGUAGGUGAAGUGGUAGUGACCUCAGGGGGAAACUUAAACUGUAAGAAACUGCUGCAUGCUGUUGGGCCUGUAGGUGGAAAAUCAGGCGGUAAAGAAAGAAUGUUACUGGAAAAAACUGUCCGGUCUGCUCUGGAUUUAGCAGAAAACAUGGAGCUCAAAUCCAUUGCCAUUCCUUGUAUCAGCUCAGGUGUGUUUGGUGUUCCUGUCACUGUAUGUUCUGAGGCUAUUGUAACUGCUGUUAAGGAGUUUGCCAGUCAGGGAGGGCGAAGUCUGAGCAGAAUCAUCCUGAUUGAUAACAGAGGAGAGGUGGUACGGGCCAUGCAGGAAGCAUGUGAUCGGCUUCUCCAAGGGAUCGCUACAGGAAACUUUCCAACUGAUUUGGGCUUCCAGGCAGAGGCUCCUGCCCAAGACACUGAAAGAGGAGCCUCUGCUGGGGCUCCUAGAGAUGGUGUCCAUGUAGAGAUCAUUCAGGGAACUCUUGAGACCCAGCAGGUGGACGGCCUGGCAUCUCCUAUGGUUGGCCAUGAUCCUCUUUCUACCCGUGUUGGAAACGCUUUGUCCAGUGUGGUUGGACCUCAGCUGACUGCAAAGUUUCAUCACGAAGCAGGAGGAGCAACCCUACCUGGUGACAUCGUCCUGGUGGACGGUUUACCUACGUUACAGUCUAAUGGAGUGUUCUUCCUCAACCUCGUUCCCUGGGAUAACAACCAACAGGGAACUGCAGUCCAGGUUCUGAGACAGGGUAUCAAAAAAAUGCUGGCUUCCUGUGCUAUCAGAGGCUUUAGAUCAGUUGCCCUACCUGUGCUUGGGACCGGUUCUGUCCUCCGUUUUCCUCACAGCGUGGUAUCGAAGGUUAUACUAGAGGAGGUCCGUGCAUUUGAACAGAACCGAGCUGGCAGAUCUUUUCUGGUCCGUAUUGUCGUCCACCCCAAUGACAAAGACUCUAGCAAGGCUUUCCAGUCCGCCCAGGGAACUUUGCAUCUCAGAGGAUUCACAAACGAUGCUAACCCAGACCAAGCUUCAUUUUACCGCCAUGUCUCGUUAACUAACGAUGAGGUCACAGCCAUGCUGGGUGAAGUCAAGCUUCAGCUGGUCUUUGAUAACAUCAUUAAUGAGACCACUGAUGCUAUCAUCAACACAACUGACUUCUCAAGCAACCCAUCUGGUGUGUCCAAAGCUAUUUUGACUGCAGCUGGGGCUACUGUGCAAGCAGAGUUAGCACAAGUGGGAACUCCAGCAGACCACAUGUGCACCACAGGACCGGGGCUGCUUGGCUGCAGGGAAAUCAUUCACGCCAGUUUCAUGCGUGAUCCUCAGGUGAUACGGAAAAAAUGCAAACAGAUACUGAAGCAGUGUGAGAGCAAAGGCUAUCGCUCAGCGGCCUUUCCAGCUAUCAAUACUGGUGCAGCUGGUAUGGACUCGGUCAAAGCUUGUAAAGCCAUGCUGGACGGCAUGACCUCAGCUAUUACGGACUUGAAACCAAAGUCCCUCUUACUCAUCCGCAUUGUUAUUCUGCAACAACCGGUCUUCCAGGCAUUCAGAUCGGAGCUGGAGAACCGCUUUGGACUAACAGCCAGUCGCCACCUCAGCCUGAGAGAAAGAGCUAAACAGAUUCUUAAGAAGUGUCAAGACAAGUGUUCAAGGACCUCCACAACUUCAGCACCUCGCCGCAAUACCUUCAUCUCCUUAAAGCCACUGCCAGCUGUGAUAAGUGUGAUUGGCUGUAGUCGUGACACCAACGCAACCAUCAAGAGAGAUUUGGAGGGGAUACUCCAGAAGCAGCUAGUAGAGAGGGAGGUGGAUGUGCUUAGUUUUUCUAGGCUUGAUGCCAUGGAGCUGGAUGCAGUGCAGGCGAAAGUCAAACUCUUAGAGAUAAGCAUGGAGUACAGAGGACGUCAAAGUUCUGUUGGUACAAACGACAGCAGAGCAGGAAACACAGCUAGAGGUCAGUCAGGGUCAGGAGGAGAUGUGUAUGUGCUCAAUGGCCUAAAAGAGGAUGUUUUGAGUGUCACUGAGCUUGUAAGCAAAGCAGUCCAAAAAGCACUUUGUGAAGAUAUUCAAGAUAAAGAAGAAGCAAUGUUGGCUCUCAAUGUGCAGUGGUCAAUUCAGGAUGUAAAUAAAGACUGGCAUGAGCUGACCCUGCAUGACAACUUUUUGCUGGAGGGGGCUCACAUAAACAACCAAGUGUCUGUAGACAUUACAGCACCAGACUGCACGGCGGUCAAAGUAAAUCUGAGGACACAAGACGCCACAAAUUGGCUCACAGGCGUCACGUACAAAGUAAAAAGGCACGAGUCUGAAAUAGAUUUGCCAAAACAAUGGGAACCUAUGCACGAAGAAUUCUUCAAAAAGGUCGAGCUGCAACCCAAAACACCGGAGUACGAGCUGGUCGCCCAGGGUUUCCUCAAAACAGCUAAGUACAACAUUCGCAAAAUCGAGCGUGUGCAAAACCUCUUCCUGUGGCAAGCCUAUGCCGUGUGUAAGCAGCGUAUAUAUGCCAAGAAUGGCCCGGCAGAGGUCGGGGAGAUGACCCUCUACCAUGGCACAUCAGCAGAGUCAUGCAACUGUAUUGAAAAGGAUAGAUUUGACAGAAGCUACGCAGGAACACAUGCUGCUGCUUUCGGGAAGGGAGUUUACUUCGCAGUCAAUGCAGCAUAUUCGGCCAGUAGAUUCUCCCCAGCAGACGCAUCAGGCCUGAAGCGGGUCUAUGUUGCUUGUGUCCUGACCGGCCGUUACACGGUCGGUCAAAGUCACUUUAAAGCUCCCCCUCCUCGAGGCUCAGACCCCACUGACUGCUUCGACAGUGUGGUAGACAACCAGCAGACGCCCUCCAUGUUCGUGGUCUUCCACGAUGACCAGGCCUACCCAAAAUACCUCAUCACCUUCAGCUAAGGAAAAAUUUAAUUUCUUGUACUACUUAAAAUCAAGAAGGGGCUUCGACACCCUUGUAAAGGUUUGGUUAUCUCUAGUGGGGUUUGGGACCUGUGCCUUAAAUUUCUCCUUUCACUUGAUGUUCCUUUCUCAUCAACAUUUUAUUGUGUAACAAAAACAGAUAUCUUCUCAAAUGAACAAACACAGCACUGAAACUGAACUGUGUUAUAGCAUUCACAGCGAUUCUGUACCACAGACAUACUCCUUGAAACCUUUUUUUUCUGACUCACCUCAGCCUUGUGACAUAAAACCUGAAAUUAUAUUGCAAAAUGUUAUGUUAUGUUAUGUAGGAGCCACUCGUGUGUUUAGUUCUGGGUUUAUAGGCGAAGGGAUCACAUGAUUCGUACGAUACAGGACUGAUUGAUUUUAAUCUUUGAUGUCAUUCACCAAGGCCAUGACAUAUUUUUGGUUAUUUAUGCACUUAACUUGGUGGAAAUGGUUACAGAUUCUUUAUGAUAUAAAGUAUUACAUAUACAGCGGACAACAUAACUGAAUCAUUCAUGAUUUAUUAAAUUUGGGAAGUGCAGUUGUCAUGCUACUCUUCCCUAAGUGAACUUAUUGCCAUAGAAAUCUUCUUUAAAUGAGUUUUAUUAGAAAAACAUGAAGAAUUUCUUUUAAUAUGUGAACAUUUUGCAACAAAGGUAAUUCAAAGUGAAGAAGUCUUUUAUUCGAUUGGUCCAAGAAAUUAGUGAAGCAGAAGAUGGAGUGUCUGUGUUUUCGGGAAAGUGCCAUUAAUUUACAUAAUAACAAUUUACAUAAGAGUCAUGAAUGUUAACAGAGCAAACAAUGAUGUAAUAAAAUGAUGAUUUGUAAAUGAAAA